Messenger RNA from Plutella xylostella (diamondback moth), 2498 nucleotides. RefSeq lists its product as uncharacterized. Lineage: Eukaryota; Metazoa; Arthropoda; Insecta; Lepidoptera; Plutellidae. The record is from RefSeq and is a predicted model, not a curated record.
UACAUAACAUCAGUAUGGCGCGAAAGAGCGUGCGGGGCGGUCACGCGUAGCGUUCAAAAACUUACGCUGAGUAAAUUAAGUGACAGUUCUUUGUUUAUAAAUAAAACGUGCUGAAACAAAUAAAAGUUUGGUCAGACAUCGUAAAAAGAUUUUUUUCAUAUUCUUAUGUUGUAAAUAUUUGCUAUACUUGUUGGUAUAUUAUUGGGAUUUGGUGAAAUUGUGAUUUUUAUUAAGUAAUAGUUUCUAUUCUCUGGGCGAAUGGAUGUCUUUGUGUCAAGGUGUUUAUACUGAGUUGGCGGAAACAAGAUGGCCGUCUUCAGUGACGUCACGUUCGCGCAAGAUGGCGGCGGGAAUAUCAAACUUCAUCCUUAUGUGGUCGCCCUAGUUCGCUGGUGCGUGUCCUGCCUCUGGAGCACGGCCACCGUUCUGCUGCACCGUCUGGUGACCGCCCCGCUGCCGCCCAUCGCUGCCCCCAAGCCGCCCACCGGACCGAAGCCCCCGACGCGGCCGGCGUCCUCGGGGCACAUCCGAGCAGAGCCCCUGGUGUCCUGCCAGGUGCUGCACCAGCCGCCCCAAGCUGACAUGGACGUGGUGUUCGUGCAUGGGCUUUACGGGUCUUUGGAGAACACAUGGCGGCAAGGAGACUGGAGGUCAAAAUACAAGAUUGGACCAAACAAAGUACCUCUAAAGCGAUCUUCUUCCAUUCCCACCCCCUGCAUUUGUGAAGGAUGUACGGUCAAAGACAGAAUCUGUCUAAGAGACGAAAAUGACAGCAUCAUCAAUGUAAAUCCGAAAGCGAAGAGGAGCGUUAGCAAUAUAGAAUUCAGAGAAAGUAACGAGAAUUUUUCGAAAGCAAAUGAAAGACAAUACUUUAUUGACCAAGUCAAAACUGUAGUGCCAAACGACGAAAUGUUUAUGACUGAGAAAUUCUAUAACAACACAUUAUUGAAUCAAGUCAACAUAGUCGACAACUAUGAAAUGCAGGCGAAAUUCGUAAGGGAUCUUUUCAAAUGUGAAAAUAUGUGUGAUAGUGAUAUGAAAUUUAUCUGUGAUGAAAUGAAUCAUAACAUUGUUGAUAAGGAUAAUGUAGAAAAUGGUUCUAAGAGUAUAGAAUUAGAUCGUCAAGAUAAACACGAUUCUAAUGUAGAAUAUAUGUGUGAAUGUGGAGAAAGUGGUAGGGACUGUGAAGUGGGCUGCGGUUGUAUUUGUGACAAGUGUUAUUCGCCGUGUUGGCCCAAAGACUGGUUGCAAGUGGACUUUCCUAAUGCGAGAAUCAUUUCAAUAAAUUACACGAGCGAUCCGUACUUGUGGCGACCCCUGUGGGUGAAGGAGUGCAAACGUCUCCGACUCCACGAGAGAGCUGAACAGAUGACCAGGCAGCUGUUGGACCUUGGCGUGGGACGGAAGCCGGUGGUCUGGGUCGGACAUUCCAAAGGCGGCUUGUUCAUCAAGCAGAUUUACUGUGAAGCUUACGAAGAAUAUUUGAAAACAAAAGAAGGGAGGAAUGUCGAACAGAAUAAUCAAGAAAGACAAACUAUUGAAUGUAAUGAAUGUCAAAACAAAACUGAUUCCACCGAUACAAUACAAAAUGUAGACAUCGACGAGAAUAGAUUAAAAGAAACAUAUUUAAAUCAAUCUAAAAGAACUGAUAUUAAAAUAGAAAAUAAAUUAAAUGAAGGCGAAGAUUAUAGUGCAACUGAAACCAAAGACAACCGGAUAAAUAAUAAAGAUCUCGAAAACGAUGAGUACAGCCCUGAAGCGAGAGCACACCUUUGGUCGAAUAGUACAGGGUUUAUGUUUUACUCAGUUCCACAUAGAGGAUCAUCGCUGGCUGAUAUCAAAACCCCAAUAACAGCUAGAAGUAUCGAACUGUUGGAAAUAAGUAAAGACAACUCGCUGGUCCUGUCGCUGCACUCGCGCUGGCUCCGAGCCACCGAGCCAAAGGCGCCGCUGGUCCGCAGCCUCGUUGAGACCAACCGCACCCUCAUGUCGGUUCUGUGGCUGAGGAUAGUGAGCGUCGAAUCUGCUGAUGCUGGCAUCGGAGCUCUAUGCGGUAUAUCUGUGGAUCACAGGGAGAUCUGCAAGCCAUCCAGUCGUUCCUGCAUUCUCUACAAAGAACUCAUUAACCUAAUACACGCAUCUGUCGACAGGUGGCGUUGUAACUCAUUUCACUCGAAAUGAAAAACGGGAGUUUUCAGAAUGAGACAAAACAUCAGUAAUCGAUCUGUAUACAGUGCAAUAAGAAGUUGGAAAAGAUUUUUAAAUUCCUAUAUUAUACAUAGUAUUUGUUUGAAAAAAUUAAGGGUUUGAUCAAGGAACUAAAUUUAAUAUUAUUGUGUACUCUUGACAGUAUUGCCGUCAUAAGAAAUAUUAACUAGAAUCGAUGCUAAAAAGGCUGUGUUAGUAAUACUUUUUUGGCACUGAAACUGACAAAAUGAUAAGAAUUAUAGUUUUAAUAGUCUGUGUUGCCGACACGACACGCUAAGAAGUCAAAAGAA